Gopherus evgoodei (Goodes thornscrub tortoise) is the source of this 1809-nucleotide messenger RNA. RefSeq names its product NADP dependent oxidoreductase domain containing 1 (gene NOXRED1). Gene Ontology annotation, molecular function: pyrroline-5-carboxylate reductase activity. Lineage: Eukaryota; Metazoa; Chordata; Testudines; Testudinidae. Gene Ontology annotation, biological process: L-proline biosynthetic process. Bases 203 to 1321 code for a protein of 372 amino acids. The record is from RefSeq and is a predicted model, not a curated record. The transcript has 6 exons.
UCUGCUGCAUCCCAUGCUGGGAUCUUUGUGCUCCUCCUUACUACUGGUUAUGUGUGUCAUGUUGUUGAAGUGGAACUAGGUGUAUAUUGGCUACCGCUGCUCUGUGGGAGGAGCUGGGGAUUGCCUGCAAUGCCAGACUGAUGGAUGCUGGGCCACUCUUCUAACUGCUGCUCAUUGCUGAAGGUUGUCACGCGGGGCCACAAUGUCAGAUAUCAUGGUGAAUUUGAAGUCCUUUCAGUCUGAGCAUGCGGUGGAAAAAAGUGAGCAGCCCUUGCUGUGUUUAAGAAGCCGCUGCAAGAGGAUGAUGGUGAAUGCAUGCGCUCAUGCUGUCUUCUUCUGCAAGCUGCUCCAUACCCUCAGGCAGAAAGAGAGUGGGAAGGUUUCACUGAUGGCCUCCAAGGAAUCCAUGGGUGAAGGCCUGAAGGCUGGAAUUAUUGGUGGAGGCCACAUUGGGAAGCAGCUGGCCAGGGCACUACUGGAGCUGAGUGGCAUUUCGGCUCAGAAUAUCCACAUCUCCACCAGGAGGCCAGAGACUCUGUCAGAGUUCCAGCAGCUUGGAGUCGAAUGUUUUUAUGACAAUGGCCAGCUCGUGGCCUGGGCAGACAUUGUGUUUCUUUGUUGCCUCCCAUCUCAUCUGCAGCACAUCUGCUCAGGAAUUCGUGCUGCUGUCCGGAAACCCUGCAUUGUGUACAGCCUGGUCACUGCUGUCCCGCUGCCCAGGUUGAAGCAACUCCUUUCCUACAGUGCCAUCCUGAGGCCACAGUACCAAUGCACUAGCAGAAACUUAGAGAAUGUGUGGGGGACAAAUGGGACAAUCAUAGCUGCACUCCAAGACCCUAUUGUUAUCCAGGCUACCUGUCCCUGUAGCCCCAAAGAGAAAAUUGCUGUCACUGGCAAGUGGUUGGAGGCCGUUUUCUAUGCAGCCCUGAACAGCUGUAUGUGGCGGCACCUGCCCCACCAGCGCGCACUGAAGUUACUGAAUGAUGUAUGUUUCCCUGAGCACUGCCCCAUCUGUGCAGAGCAGAAGACCUCCUGCCCACGGUUUGUGUGUGAGAACUUUGUCAACCAAACAUUUGUCUCCUCCCUGACUCAAGAGGACACCUUCCCCUGGUUUGACCUGACAACUGUACAAAUGAAGGAGUCUCCCUUCAGUCAGCUCCUAGCAAGGAGCGUGCUUCUCCAGAACCAUCUUACUUUGUUGUACUGUACCUCCUUUGGAGUUUUGCUAGCAAAGAGUGGAGGGAUGGCCAGCAGUAGCCUCUGGCAGCAGAAUGUCUUCUCUUUCUGCCGCAGCAGAUCCCAGUAUGGUGCUGGAUCAUGAGUCAAUGUCCACCCACAACUGCUAUUGAUGUGACUUGGAAAGAAGACCCAGAGGAUGUUCCUAACACUGAUUCUGAAGCUUCAUACAGUAUAACCACAGUGUGAUUCCAAACCUCCAGGGAUGGAACUGCUUUGCUAAAGUUUAAUGCUGAAGAAAACUGUGGCAGAGAUUAAGACCCCUUUCCUAUCAGUUUCCAUUGUAGGAGCCAUAUGGCUGUGUGUGGUGGAGGAAUGUACCAUGAGGACUUGGUCCUGCAGUGGAAAGGAAAAAGCUGGAAUGGCAUGUAAACCUUUACCUGACCAUCACCCACAGCACAAACCAACUGCAAAGUAGUAGGCAAAUUAAACAGUGAAAAUAAAUAGCAUUCUUGACUCAUAAUUCUGACGUACUGGCAAGCUGCCCAACUUGUAUCCAUUGUGAUGGGACAAGGCCAGAUGGCUAUAGAAAAGUAGUGGGAGACAAAUAUAUUAGCCCCAGGCUAAACAAAU